Molecule: messenger RNA, 2582 nt
Organism: Trichomycterus rosablanca
Lineage: Eukaryota; Metazoa; Chordata; Actinopteri; Siluriformes; Trichomycteridae
Gene: mcm7
Product: minichromosome maintenance complex component 7
Exons: 15
Coding region: 154-2322 (722 amino acids)
Biological process (GO): double-strand break repair via break-induced replication; DNA replication initiation; DNA strand elongation involved in DNA replication
Cellular component (GO): nucleus; MCM complex
Molecular function (GO): single-stranded DNA binding; single-stranded DNA helicase activity; ATP hydrolysis activity
Source: RefSeq, a predicted model, not a curated record
UGCUUGUGAGGAGUGUGUGAGGAUCCGAGCGGAGUGAAUUUUACACUUUAUAUAUUUAUUUAUACACUAUUAGAACUCUCAUACACACCAGCAUCACUGUCUGCGUGAGAUUCAGCUCUCCUGCCUGAAACAAUCUCUUCAUUCCGGGCUGAAAUGGCACCGAAGGAUUACUCUGCUGAGAAGGAGAAGUGUAAACGCUUCCUGCAAGAGUUCUACACUGAAGAUGAAUCCGGAAAGAAGGUCUUCAAAUAUGGAGCUCAGCUGGUGUCUCUGGCUCACAGAGAGCAGGUGGCGUUGGUGGUGGAUCUGGAUGACCUGGCAGAGGAAGAACCUGAGCUGGUGGAGAGUGUGUGUGAGAACACUAAGCGAUACUUUGCGCUGUUCUCUGAUGCUGUGCAUGAACUGCUGCCAGAGUACAGAGAGAAAGAGGUGGUGGCCAAAGAUGCACUCGAUGUUUACAUUGAGCACCGGCUGAUGAUGGAGGCAAAAGGUCGAGACCCUGCAGAGACACGGGACUCCAAGAACCAGUACCCAGCAGAGCUCAUGAGAAGAUUUGAGCUGUAUUUCCGUCCUCCCUCCUCCACCAAGGUAAAGGUCAUUCGAGAUGUUAAAGCUGACUCCAUCGGGAAGCUGGUGACCGUCAGAGGCAUCGUUACCAGGGCGACCGAGGUCAAACCCAUGAUGGCUGUUGCCACCUACACAUGUGACCAGUGUGGAGCAGAAACUUACCAGCCGAUUGCAUCCCAGAGCUUCAUGCCACUCAUCAUGUGCCCGAGUCAGGAGUGUGUGACCAACAGGUCAGGGGGUCGCCUGUACCUGCAAACAAGGGGCUCGAAAUUUGUCAAGUUCCAGGAGCUGCGAAUCCAGGAGCAUAGCGAGCAGGUACCGGUGGGUAAUAUUCCCCGCAGCAUGACUGUGUGUGUACGUGGAGAGAACACACGAGCAGCUCAGCCUGGAGAUCACGUGAGCGUUUCUGGAGUUUUCCUUCCUCUGCUGCGCUCUGGAUUUCGACAGGCUGUGCAGGGUUUGUUAUCAGAGACGUUUAUGGAAGCUCACUGUAUCACUCUGAUGAAUAAAACUGAGGAUGAUGAACUAGGAGUGAAGGAACUGAGUGAUGAAGAGCUCAGACAGAUCACAGAAGAGGAUUUCUAUGAGAAGUUGGCAGGUUCCAUUGCACCAGAGAUCUACGGUCAUGAGGAUGUGAAGAAGGCUCUGCUGUUGCUGCUGGUUGGUGGAGUGGAGCAGAACCCACGUGGGAUGAAGAUCAGAGGUAAUAUAAAUAUUUGUCUAAUGGGGGAUCCGGGUGUGGCCAAAUCUCAGCUGCUGUCCUACAUCGACCGCCUGGCACCACGCAGUCAGUACACCACUGGGCGUGGCUCAUCAGGUGUGGGUUUGACGGCGGCGGUGAUGCGUGACCCUGUUACCGGGGAGAUGACCCUGGAGGGAGGGGCUUUGGUGCUUGCUGAUUUGGGCGUGUGCUGUAUUGAUGAGUUUGAUAAGAUGGCUGAUGCUGAUAGAACAUCCAUCCAUGAAGUGAUGGAGCAACAGACCAUCUCCAUCGCCAAGGCUGGAAUCAUGACGUCUCUGAACGCCCGGUGCUCGAUCCUGGCAGCAGCAAACCCGGCGUUUGGUCGUUAUAACCCACGUAAGACCAUAGAGCAGAACAUCCAGCUGCCGGCAGCACUGUUGUCACGAUUCGACCUGCUGUGGCUCAUCCAGGACAAACCGGAUACAGAAAAAGAUCUGCAGCUGGCUCGGCACAUCACACACGUCCACCAGCACUGCAAACAGCCCCCUACCCAUUACAUACCCAUCGACAUGAAACUCAUGAGGCGCUAUCUGAGUAAGUGUAAGAACAAGCAGCCGGUGAUUCCUCAGGCUCUGACUGACUACAUCACAGCAGCGUAUGUGGAGAUGAGGAAGGAGGCGCGAGUCAGCAAAGAUACAACCUUCACCUCCGCUCGUACCCUUCUGUCCAUCCUGCGCCUGUCUACUGCCCUGGCGCGGCUGCGGAUGGUGGACGUGGUGGAGAAGGAAGAUGUGAAUGAAGCAAUGAGGCUGAUGGAGAUGAGCAAAGACUCUCUGCAGGCAGACAAGUCAAACACCAGCAGGGCUCAGCGGCCGGCCGAUGUGAUCUUCUCUUUGGUGCGUGAGUUGGUGAGCGAGGGGGGUAAGAUGCGAGCGGUGAAGUUGGCCGAUGCUGAACACCGGUGUGUAUCGCGUGGUUUUACUCCGGUGCAGUUUAAUGCAGCGCUGCAGGAGUAUGAGGAGCUAAACGUGUGGCAAAUCAACAACACACGCACACGCAUUACCUUUGUCUGAUCUGGGGACCUGCGCUGUGGGGACCUGCUCUGGAGUUUUGGAUUCAUUAGCAUAUCGCUUAUGUUACUGCUUACAUUCUGUUCUUGUUAAUAUAACAUGUAUAAUUGGUGGUGCGCAGCUCUGAUCCUGGAGGUUUGAUGAUUUUGGUGUGUUAAAUGUGGUGAUGAACGGAAUCAUCAGAUGUUGGGAUUUGUUGCUGUGUUCCGCCUGAUUUUUAUUCUGUAAAUAUUGCUGAUCUUUAAUAAAGCUCUACACGCCCA